AGAGAGAAAGUCUUUGUUUUAGAGAGAGAAAGCAAAGAAACAAAGAAUCAUACAGCAAUUCUUAAAAUUCUUUUAUUUUAUUUUAUUUAAUUUUAACGACGGAUCGGACGCCUAACGACUCGCCAACGCAGAAUCGGAGAUCCAUCAGCAAGAUGGAGGGAGUUGGGGCCCGACUCGGGCGGACUUCGACCCGGCACGGACCGGCCACGGUGUUCACUGGGCCGGUAAGGAAGUGGAAGAAGAAGUGGGUCCACGUAGCUCCUCCCUCCAACCACAACACCUCCACCCAUCACUCUCACCAGAUUAACGGUUCCUCUAACGGUAUUAACGGCUCCCAUCUCUUGCUUUACAAGUGGACCCCAAUUGCCCAAAGCCAAAACGCUACCAUUAGUAAUGGUGCAGUCGCCAAUGGAGGGGACAGGGACAAGGUUUCUGCCAAGGACGACGGCCUUUUGGCUGCGAGCGAUGAGCCGCCCCGCCGAAAAUUCAAAUACAUUCCGAUUGCUUUACUAGAAGAACAGCAAAAUGAGGCUGCAGAGCAGGUUGAAGAUGACGGAAACUCUAUCGAUGAUGAGCCAGUUGAAACACAGGCAACCCCAAAGAAUGAUGGUUUAGAUGAAAAACCUGACAUUAAUGACGUUCCUAUGGAAGAAAAUCAGGAGAGUAAUCAGGUAGUAUGCCAAGAUCUGAAUUUAAGUUUGGGCUUGAAUGGGCAUGAAAACGAUAACGAUUCUGGUCUGAAAGCUUAACAAACCAGAAAUGGUUAGUUGCAGCGACUUGGUUCAAGCAUUAAGCGAGCCCAUAUUGGACGUCUUCGAAAACUGGCACUCAUAACCUUACAAGGAGCAGCUAAUUGUUGGUGACGAAUUCGGAAUUCAGUUUUCCCUUUUGGCUUUAUUUACCUACGGCCAUAUAGGGCAAGUGAGUUUCAGUGGCAUUCGCGUGUACUGUUAGUCUUCAUUGUUUAGCUGAUUGCAAAUUAUACCCAUUCGGUAUAAGAUGCAAAACUUACAUACUUCAGCAUUAAAAUCAUUGAAUUUUUUCAGCCGGCCAUUUUUGUCUACUUCUGAGAUGGGACAUGUACUUCGAAAUUUUACUGAGGUUGUAAACUUUUGAACUCUUAAACAUUUAUGAAGUUUUAGUUCUUCAUUACAAUU
Malus domestica (apple) is the source of this 1157-nucleotide messenger RNA. RefSeq lists its product as uncharacterized. NCBI's taxonomy places the organism in Eukaryota, Viridiplantae, Streptophyta, Magnoliopsida, Rosales, Rosaceae. The record is from RefSeq and is a predicted model, not a curated record.